Bemisia tabaci is the source of this 1879-nucleotide messenger RNA. The record is from RefSeq and is a predicted model, not a curated record. Lineage: Eukaryota; Metazoa; Arthropoda; Insecta; Hemiptera; Aleyrodidae.
CUUCGAACGUUAUGCUUGAACUUCUAAAAGCCUCGCAAGUUGUUAUCAAGUAACUAUAAAAAAUAAAGACGCAAAAGUCCAGCUUUCAAAUUCAUCAAACCAAGGAGACCGUAUUUCAAUAAAAAUCCCAAUUUUGAACGAUGGUAAUGAUUAUCUGUGGUAUGGAACCCGCAAUACCAAAAAGCAACUAGUUCCAAAGACGGGUUUCAUAAAAUGUGAGAGCCACUGAUAACAAUUCACCUAGAGAAGUUCCACGAAAAACGACCCCCAACUACACUCUGCACGCAUGAUUGCGUGUUGAGCAUUCCCAGUAAACAAGGAAAAAAAAGUAUGUACAACUUUAAUGAAGCAGGAGUCAUUUUACUACGUUGGUCGGUUACGUUUUUUGCGAAGGAAAAAAAGAGAGGUUCCUUUAUCAUUUUUGGAGGGAAGGGAGCUCCUCUUCCAAUUCCACGCGCGGCAAGGUAGAAAAAAAAUAAAAAUUCAAAGAACACGCUUUUAUGCCGUCACUCCUGCCCGACAAACAUGCAUGAAUCAGAGUCACAUUCGCGCCACAAUUGUUGAUUUGACGUAAAACGCGUCCCUGCUUACCGUUCCGAUCGGAAAAUCACGGAAACUUGAUGUGACACUGAUGUCACGAACUUAGUUCUGUACGUCCCUUCUGGUUCUUUAGUUCAGUGACUAACCGCUUGCGAGUUCGUACCUGAGGCCAUUCCUUGUGGAAUAUCUGCUAAAAAGUCAAGUGAUAGUGAGGGUUAAGACUACGGGGAUAGAGAAAAUGACGGAACGCUUUUUCUUGCUGUCCAUCAUCAUUAUGAUACAACAACUACUUGUUGAGGUGAAAAUGGCAUACGUCGAUCAGCAGAGAGACGAUCAACGAUCAAGAACCAAUGUUUUUAAUCCAGGAUAUCAAGCAAUCAAAAUCGGAACACAACUACAUCCAAGAGGGCUCCCUCAUAUAAAGUGGCAUCAUAAAAGAAAGUAUGCAGAAGUGUGUAAAACAAAGUGGAAAAUUUUCAAUGGAAAAAGACAGCGCGAGAUACGUCGGGAAGGUUACAAAUUGUGUGCCGACCGCUGCCGGAGGGAAGAUCCUUCAUUAAUACCCUUUUGCCACAAAAUCAGUCACCGUUUUUUGCCUGUGACAAAAUGUGACUGCUAUCCAAUAGAUAGAUUACCUUGGAAAAUGCGGAUCCAUUUAUGGUGGUUGAAUAAAAAAAAUCAUGGAGUAAUGUCUUUUUAUGACUCUAAACAUGCUUCAGACACAACUCUUGAAAUUCUAAGACGAGUCAACGAAUUUCAUAAUUAUUCUCAGGUCCCAAGCCCAACAUACCAAAUAGUUGAUGGGAAAAUUGAGCCCAACCCACACUUUUGGCCCGAGAAAGAAACUAAACCACCUUGAGUCGGGAGCUAUUUGUCCAACAACUAUGGGACAUCCUGUGCUUUAAUGAGGAGAAAUAAAGGUCGCAAACAAUUUUGGAAAAAAAAAAAAUGAUGCUAAUUUUUCCAUUGAAACAUAAAACAAGAGCGAAGGAGUUGCAACAUUACAAUCGCAGUUACAAAUUUUCUGACUCGAGCCAUACUAUUGGUAAAAAUCUAGGUACUCUAAUUUUUGUCGCAUUAAACAGAUAUUGACUCCAGAUUUCUUUACACAUUAACUUUUCCAUUUUUUGGAAAAUACAUCAAUUUUUACUGUCAUUAUUUGAAUUCUAAUUUCUAAUGUUGAUCUUAACAACUUCCUCUUAUUCAACCACGAUGUUUUCUCGAGCCAGUCCUUGCUACAGUGUUAAGUACCUACAGUAUCAAAAAAUAUCUACAUGUAUUAUGGACAGUUUAUUUUUUCUUUACAGAAAAUAAAAGAGAUAUUUGAAAAUGCAAAAAA